GUCAGGAAAAAUUGCUCGUGUAAACGGCGCUUUUAUGUUUUCAAAUGUAGGUACAAAAAAGGCAUGCUUAGCAGAGAAACGAAAAUUUGAAGAAGAGACUCUAUGUGCGAAAAGAAAAGAUGAGGAAGAGGAAAAAGAGGAGGAUGAAGAGGAGGAGGAAUCAAGCUCAACUACUGACGAUCCAACACAAGAGAUGAAGCUGCUGCUGAAGGAUCUUUUUGAUGGUGUCUAUACGAGAUUAGACACCAUUGCAAGCCUUCAGCAGCAGCUUUUAACAGCAACAACAUCUCAGUCUGCUUCAACACUGAUACAGAUAGAUGACAGUAUAGAGGAAUCCUCACCACAGAGCCCUGCAGGUGGCAGCUCAUUCGAAGUAAGUGCAGCUGAGGAUUUUGACAAUACAACAUUUGUAAGUMACUCUCAAACACCUGAUCUAAUUUAA
Exaiptasia diaphana is the source of this 442-nucleotide messenger RNA. RefSeq lists its product as uncharacterized. Bases 35 to 442 code for a protein of 135 amino acids. Lineage: Eukaryota; Metazoa; Cnidaria; Anthozoa; Actiniaria; Aiptasiidae. The record is from RefSeq and is a predicted model, not a curated record. The transcript has 3 exons.